This is a messenger RNA of Teleopsis dalmanni, 984 nucleotides long. RefSeq names its product general transcription factor IIF subunit 2 (gene TfIIFbeta). The record is from RefSeq and is a predicted model, not a curated record. Gene Ontology annotation, cellular component: transcription factor TFIIF complex. Gene Ontology annotation, biological process: transcription by RNA polymerase II; transcription initiation at RNA polymerase II promoter. The transcript has 2 exons. NCBI's taxonomy places the organism in Eukaryota, Metazoa, Arthropoda, Insecta, Diptera, Diopsidae. The coding region runs from base 97 to 915 and encodes 272 amino acids.
AUUACUGUAAUAAAUACAUUUUACAACACUGGUACUUGUCAAUUGCCAACGUAAACUAAACUCUUCGGUUGAAAUUAAAUUACAGAGUUUGUAAAUAUGUCUAAAGAAGAUAAAGAAAAAAGUGACAAAGAGUUGGAUUUAUCCAACGCUGGACGCGGUGUAUGGCUAGUUAAAGUCCCGAAGUACAUAGCACAGAAAUGGGAUUGUGCGCCAUCCAAUAUGGAUGUUGGCAAACUGAGAAUCACAAAAACUCCUGGACUUAAAGCAAAAGUAUCAUUAUCACUCACACCCGAAGUAGUAGAAUUGAAACCUGAAGGAAAAAUACCUACUGAACAUAUACUCGAUGUUUCAGUUGUGACAAAACAAACACUUGGUGUCUUUUCGGCCGAAGCAAAUAAUGGUAAAGAAUCAUCAAAGGAGCAGUUACCAAGUGAAUCGGAAAAAUUAUAUAUGGAAGGACGUAUAGUACAAAAACUAGAAUGCAGACCAAUAGCUGAUGAUACUUAUAUGAAUUUAAAACUAGAAUCAAUACGCAAGGCUUCUGUACCACAGCGUAGAGUUCAAUCUAUUGACAAAAUUGUGCAAAACUUCAAACCUGUGAGGGAUCAUGCUCACAACAUUGAGUAUCGCGAUCGAAAGAAAGCUGAAGGCAAAAAGGCACGUGAUGAUAAAAAUUUUGUAAUGGAUAUGCUCUUCAAUGCAUUCGAAAAGCAUCAAUAUUAUAAUAUUAAGGACUUAGUAAAGAUCACAAAGCAGCCUAUAGGAUAUUUAAAAGAAAUUCUUAAAGAAGUUUGUGAUUAUAACAUGAAAAAUCCGCAUAAGAAUAUGUGGGAGCUUAAGAAAGAGUAUCGUCAUUACAAGAGCGAUGAGAAAAAGGAAGAUGAGAAGUCAAACUCGGACAGUGAAUCGGAAUAGCAUUAAUUUUUAUUUACAAAACCUUUCGUGGAAUAUGACAAAAAAGUAAAACAAAUAUUAAGAUUUCAA